AUAUUAUAAAUGUGAAAGUAAUUCUAUCUGUCUGUCACGCCAAAACUAUUGAACCGAUCGUAAAACCGUUCUUGGAUUGUAAUUUCAAUGGCCGGCGGUGAAAUUUUGCUUAAAAAUUGUUUGUUUAAGUCAAUGAUUAAGUAUCUCUGUCUGUUUGUCUGUCUCUCGCUGAGAAAUAAAAUCAAAUAAGCUAAUAUUUCAAGAUGAAAUUCAUAAGUUUUUUUUUAAAUAUUGCAAUCGGCCGUUUUGCGACUCCUAAAGGAGUCUACACACCAAACCCGCCGACCCGCCGACACAGCCCGGCGGCUUGGUGUCGGCGACUUUGCUUCAAGAAUCAUGUCGGCGACUCGUACCCGCGCGUGCAAGUCGGCGGCAUGGCCGGCGACUUGCGUACGCGCACGCUCAGUUGCCCGCCGACACUCCAGCGAUAGUGACGUGCUUGUGUUUUUUUUGCGAUUUUCUGCAAUAAUGGAAUGGGACGAAGAAACCACUCUAAAGUUAAUAAAUUUGUAUCAUAUAAAGGAAUUAUUAUGGAAUCCAAAACACUUGGAUCACAAAUGUAGACCUAAACGUUUUGAUGCACUAAAUGAGAUGGCAAACGAAUUAAAUACAAAUGUCACAGAAAUAGAACGGAAGAUAAAAAAUUUGACGAGCCAAUAUUAUAGAGAAAGAAAAAAGACGAUUGAAUCAAAAAAGUCUGGAACCAGCGCAGAUUCUGUUCAUGAGAGCAAGUGGUUUGCCUUUAAAUCUUUGAAUUUCUUGCUCAAUAAAAAUAAACCUACUGGAACAAUCGAUACGGAGAUAACAGCAACUGACAAUAAUGCCCAACAUGCGGACAAUGAUGCUCAACAUGGGGAAAACGAUUCACCUCAAACGUCAAACAUCAUUCCCCAAGCGAAUAAACGUUAUAAACCUAAUCCAAGUAAUGAGAUGGUGUCGGAAGCAUUAAAUUUAAUGAGAACAGUCAGUCAACGGACAAAUCAAAAAAUAAAAGAUGAGGACGAUUUGUUUGGCGAAUAUAUUGCGACACAACUUAGAAAAUUUGAUAAAACAACAAAGGCAAUAAUAAAACAUCGGAUUAACAAUAUCUUUUUUGAAACCGAAACUGGAUAUCGUUCAGACAUGUUCGAAGCUUCGCCAAGACCUUCUACUUCCCAUAGUCAUCCAGGAUAUUAUACAAUGGAUCAAUGUGAUGUAAAUUCCUACUACUCAUCAUCCAACUCUGCCGUAACAAACCCUGUUUCACCGCCUCUUGGUGAACCUUCAACAUCUUCAAUUGAACCUUCGUUACGUGUGUCGCUUCAAGAGAGUGGUGAUAUUGAGAACAUAUUAUCAUCUAUUGAGUCAGAUAAAUAGGUUUAUUCCACAAAUCCCCACCGUAUGCACUCUGAGAAUAACCCUAUCACCUGAUGCGAGAUAACGUUAUGUAGGCACAAGUAUUUCGUCUUAAUGUUGUUAUCAUAGAAUCGUCAUAGUAUACUCAAAAUGCAUAAAAACAUCAGUGGGGAUUUCACGGUGGGGAUUUAUAGAAUAACUCGGUAAAUAAAACCACUUAUAAAUGAACAAAAACAAGUGAUUUACGAAGUUUUUAAUACAAAUUAUAAUAAAAAUAAAAGUACUAAUACAA
This is a messenger RNA of Trichoplusia ni (cabbage looper), 1627 nucleotides long. RefSeq lists its product as uncharacterized. The transcript has 2 exons. The record is from RefSeq and is a predicted model, not a curated record. Bases 337 to 1356 code for a protein of 339 amino acids. Lineage: Eukaryota; Metazoa; Arthropoda; Insecta; Lepidoptera; Noctuidae.